AUGGGCGGCGCUCCGCCUGGCGGAGAUGGCAAGGACAAGAAAGACCAGAAGAAGGAAAAGCCAAAGUACGAGCCUCCACCACAACCCACCACCCGCAUCGGACGCAAGAAGCGCAAGGCGGCCGGUCCCAGCGCCGCGGCUAAGCUCCCGACCGUCUACCCAACGGCGCGAUGCAAGCUACGAUAUCUGCGGAUGCAACGGAUCCACGACCAUCUUCUGCUCGAAGAGGAGUAUGUCGAGAACCAGGAGCGAAUCCGGAAGGCGAAGGCCGUAAGCACCGCAGCGCCUGCCGCAGCCGGCGGCGAUCUGGAGGCAGCGGAUCGAAACGCGGAUGAGAGGUCGCGGGUUGAUGACAUGCGUGGAAGCCCUAUGGGCGUCGGCAAUCUGGAGGAGAUGAUCGACGAUGACCAUGCCAUCGUGUCGAGCGCCACCGGACCCGAGUACUACGUCUCCAUCAUGUCCUUUGUCGACAAGGACCUCCUCGAGCCAGGCGCAAGCAUCCUUCUACACCACAAGUCAGUCUCGGUGGUUGGUGUCUUGACUGAUGAUGCCGAUCCACUUGUUUCGGUCAUGAAGCUGGACAAGGCGCCGACAGAGUCAUACGCAGACAUCGGUGGGCUAGAAGCACAAAUACAGGAGGUUCGGGAGGCCGUCGAGCUACCGUUGCUGCACCCCGAACUGUACGAGGAGAUGGGCAUCAAGCCGCCGAAAGGUGUUAUCCUGUACGGCGCACCAGGCACGGGCAAGACAUUGCUGGCGAAGGCUGUGGCGAACCAGACGAGUGCGACGUUCCUGCGUAUCGUAGGAAGCGAACUGAUCCAGAAGUAUCUUGGUGAUGGUCCCAGGCUUGUGAGGCAGCUCUUCCAGGUUGCCGCCGAGCAUUCUCCGUCCAUCGUCUUUAUCGACGAGAUUGACGCCAUCGGUACGAAGCGCUACGAGUCGACGUCCGGUGGCGAGCGCGAAAUUCAACGUACCAUGUUGGAGCUUCUCAACCAGCUUGACGGAUUCGACGACAGAGGAGAUGUCAAGGUCAUCAUGGCUACCAACAAGAUUGAUACGCUCGACCCAGCUUUGAUCCGACCUGGCCGUAUCGACCGAAAGAUUCUCUUCGAGACCCCAGAUCAAAACACCAAGAAGAAGAUCUUUACACUGCACACCUCAAAGAUGUCUCUCGCUGAAGACGUCGACCUCGAAGAGUUCAUCAACCAGAAGGACGAUCUGUCUGGCGCCGAUAUUAAGGCCAUCUGCUCCGAAGCCGGUCUCAUGGCGCUCAGGGAGCGGAGGAUGAGGGUGCAAAUGGAGGAUUUCAGGACGGCGAGGGAGCGGGUGAUGAAGACGAAGAGCGAAGGCGAGCCGGAGGGAUUGUACUUGUAA
This is a messenger RNA of Coniosporium apollinis CBS 100218, 1374 nucleotides long. Its product is annotated as 26S protease regulatory subunit 4. Gene Ontology annotation, biological process: proteasome-mediated ubiquitin-dependent protein catabolic process. Gene Ontology annotation, molecular function: proteasome-activating activity; ATP hydrolysis activity; ATP binding. Bases 1 to 1374 code for a protein of 457 amino acids. The record is from RefSeq and is a predicted model, not a curated record. The transcript is spliced from 3 exons. Lineage: Eukaryota; Fungi; Ascomycota; Dothideomycetes. Gene Ontology annotation, cellular component: proteasome regulatory particle, base subcomplex.